CCUUCCCAGUUGAUAAGACAGGAGAAACGGUUAAAAAGCCGGAGGUUUGCCUUCUGGUCAGAGGAAACAACGGGAGCUCAUUCUGGUGUGAACAAAGAUCACAGACUUGCCAACAUGGUUAAGCCUGGCCUGACCUUCAGUCUGGUGACUGUUAUCUUGCUUGCGGCUGGUGGCGUCACGUUUUCUGCUGAGAUUCCUCAACCACAAGUUGCUCAAGAAGAAAGUAUCAACAGCCAGAGGAACGACCCCCCUCCCCCUGGUGCUGCUCACUUCCAGGACUGUUCACAUCUUUUCCCUCUACUCUACUGGACCAACGCAGUGCAGGACGGAGUCUUCCCCAUCAAACCCGAGUCUUCCACCGACCACUUUGACGUCUACUGUGACAUGACUACAGAUGGUGGGGGCUGGACUGUCAUACAGAGGAGGGUCAACGGGACUCUUAACUUUGACAGGCGUUGGGCAGACUACAAGAACGGGUUUGGGAGGGUCGAGGGGGAACACUGGCUUGGACUAGAUAAAAUUUACAACCUGACAUCCCAGAAUAGCUAUGAGUUGUAUGUGGAGUUACAGGAUUGGGAAGGGAACUUUACUCAUGCUAAAUAUGGUACAUUCAGCAUUGGGGAUGAGAGUACAGAUUAUACACUGAACAUUGGGGGGUACAGUGGGGAUGCUGGAGACUCUAUUAGUUACCAUAACGGUAUGAAAUUCAGUGCUAGAGAUGUGGACAACGAUGGGUGGAGUGGUGUUCACUGUGCUCGGUGGUUUUCAGGUGGCUGGUGGUAUAAAAGUUGUACUAACUCUGCCCUGAAUGGUCCCUACUACCAGCCAGAGGACUAUCAUGGUUCUGCCACAGGGUAUGGUGUUUACUGGCAUCACUGGAAAGGUACCUGGUACUCACUGAAGGCCACCAAAAUGAUGGUGCGACCUCAAAACUUUAUCCGCAAACUGUAACUCAAGUGCAGAUUCUUCUUAUAAUCAAACACAAUGUUGUCACAAAACAUUUAUUGAGUCGUGUGCAUAAGACCUGAUUAUCAUAGACAUUUAACCAAUAUCUGAUAUCAUACGAAUUACACUAACUAGUAGUUACAGCACAAUCAUUAUACUAUAACUUUUAAACUGCUAUAGACCUAGAGAUGUAACUGUGUUUGGACAUAUUCAGGUGGAUGGAGGUGAUACACGAUUAUGUGAUAAACAGUAUGUUUCCCUGUGCUCAGUAUAUCCUAUAUGUAAAUGGUCCCUACUGCAAGUUAGAGGACUGUAUUCAUGAUUACACAUGUUACACAAAGUGUAAUACAUGUACUGUUGUACCUGGUAACACUAGAAUGAAUUUCUCACUUACUUACAGGAUUAUGGCCUUUGUAGUGGUACAAACUAAGGUGAUGUCCUUUCAACUUUAGCUGAAAUUACCUGAUUAAAACCACCAGAACUUAGUCUUGCAAGUUUAUCAUCCUAACAAAUAGCAGUGCUUAAUAUUCAUUGUAAUAUAUUAAUUUGUUGCUUUUA
Molecule: messenger RNA, 1503 nt
Organism: Branchiostoma belcheri (Belcher's lancelet)
Lineage: Eukaryota; Metazoa; Chordata; Leptocardii; Amphioxiformes; Branchiostomatidae
Product: fibrinogen-like protein 1
Exons: 3
Coding region: 115-951 (278 amino acids)
Source: RefSeq, a predicted model, not a curated record